AUGGCUUCCAAAACUCUACUCCACAUUACUUCAUUUGCAUUGGCAUUGCUUCUUGUGCUUGGAUUCUUAGCUUUUGAGGCCAAUGCUCGCACUCUCGAAGAUGCUUCAAUGCAUGAGAGGCAUCAGCAAUGGAUGACUCAGUAUGGAAAAGUUUACAAGGACUCUUACGAGAUGGAGUUGCGGUACCAGAUAUUCAAAGAAAAUGUGAAACGCAUCGAAGCCUUUAACAAUGCUGGAAACAAGUCUUACAAGCAAGGCAUCAACCAAUUUGCUGAUCUCACAAAUGAGGAAUUCAAAGCCAGAAACAGAUUCAAGGGAUGUUGCUGGGCAUUUUCUGCUGUGGCAGCAACAGAAGGUAUCACCAAGCUGAGUACUGGCAAAUUGAUCUCUUUAUCCGAGCAAGAGCUAGUUGAUUGUGACACAAAGGGUGUGGACCAAGGUUGUGAAGGGGGUCUAAUGGAUGAUGCCUUCAAAUUUAUAAUGCAAAACAAAGGACUCAACACAGAAGCCAAGUACCCAUACAAGGGUGUUGAUGCAACAUGCAAUGCAAAUGCAGAAGCCAAAGAUGCAGCCAGCAUUAAGGGGUUUGAGGAUGUCCCUGCCAACAGUGAGAGUGCACUGCUCAAAGCUGUUGCUAAUCAACCUAUUUCUGUGGCUAUUGAUGCUAGUGGAUCUGAGUUUCAAUUUUAUUCAAGUGGUGUCUUCACUGGAUCAUGUGGCACUGAAUUGGAUCAUGGUGUCACUGCUGUUGGGUAUGGAAGUGAUGGUGGAACCAAAUAUUGGUUGGUCAAGAAUUCAUGGGGAGAACAGUGGGGCGAACAAGGAUACAUUAGGAUGCAGAGAGAUGUUGCUGCUGAAGAAGGCUUGUGCGGCAUUGCAAUGCAGGCUUGUUACCCCACUGCAUAG
This is a messenger RNA of Lotus japonicus, 906 nucleotides long. Its product is annotated as senescence-specific cysteine protease SAG39-like. Gene Ontology annotation, molecular function: cysteine-type endopeptidase activity. Lineage: Eukaryota; Viridiplantae; Streptophyta; Magnoliopsida; Fabales; Fabaceae. The coding region runs from base 1 to 906 and encodes 301 amino acids. The transcript has 2 exons. The record is from RefSeq and is a predicted model, not a curated record. Gene Ontology annotation, cellular component: lysosome.